AUGGCUUCUACCGUGAGAUUAUGUAAACUGGUAGGUUUAUGGAAGGAUUACGAGAGCCAAAAACCACACUGGCGAGCAUUCUUCAUCUUGGCCUGCUUAAUAUUUUGCUUCAUACUACCAAGUAGUGUGUACAUUAUACUUUCACCGGAAAGCUUUACCACCAUUCUGAAGGCAAUAUUGGAACUAUUCUCUAUAACGUUGUUUGCCCUACGCAUUGGUGUCCAUAUAGUGUAUAGCUCAAUGUAUCAAAAGUGCUUCGAUAACGUCCAAUCCGUUCUAUCCGAGUUUGUGGACAGCCCAAACAAAGAAAUUCAGCAAAAAAUCGAACAUCUCCGCAAAUCGGCGGACUAUUUGAUCAGAUUCUAUGUCUCGGCCGUGAUGGUACAAGGUAUAAUAUACGGAAUAAUUCCAAUGCUCGUGACCAGUUUUAGAUAUCUGACCAACUCUGAGACUCUCAAACUGCCCGCAACCAUGAUCGAAGCAAAUUUCGUGUUCUUCGACCAAAAGUCACACUUUGCCAUCUGGUUACCUGUCAUCAUGACGUUAACUACGGUGCAGUAUAUGAUGGUAGCGGCUUUCACAGCGAACGAAUGUCUCGGUUGGAACCUGCUACAUCAUGUUUCCUGUCUAUUCCAUAUUAUCGGAAUGGAGAUCUCACAACUGGAUGGAUGUGUUGAUGCAGGUGUCUACCGGAGAAAGCUGGCCGUUAUCGUAAAGAACCACGAUGUUUGCUACAGAAGUGCUCGCCUCUUAGAACAAAUCUUCAGUCCUGUGAUGGCUCUAUUGUACUGUGCAUGUAUAAUUCAAACCUGUUACAUUAUGUUCGUCAUAAGUGCGACCGACGAUUUAAUGCUGAUCGGUAUAAUGGUGUAUGUGCUGCAAUACAUAGUUUUCUUGUUGUUUGCCUUUUCGAUGUUGGGUUCCGAGUUAACGGAAGCGAGUUCCUCAAUCACCAACGCAAUUUACAACACCAAAUGGUACGAAAGAGCCGCUCCAGAACAGCGUCUGGUACUGAUCAUACAGAGAAGAUCCCAAAAAAUGGUAACCAUCAGUGCAUCGAAAUUAUUUCCUAUUACACGAGUGACAUUUAUGACGGCCAUGAAGACGGCAUUUUCCUAUUUUUCAAUCAUGGUUCAGCUUUAUACCAGUGAUUAA
Messenger RNA from Toxorhynchites rutilus septentrionalis, 1155 nucleotides. RefSeq names its product odorant receptor 67c-like. Gene Ontology annotation, cellular component: plasma membrane. The record is from RefSeq and is a predicted model, not a curated record. The transcript has 6 exons. Gene Ontology annotation, biological process: sensory perception of smell; detection of chemical stimulus involved in sensory perception of smell. Gene Ontology annotation, molecular function: odorant binding; olfactory receptor activity. NCBI's taxonomy places the organism in Eukaryota, Metazoa, Arthropoda, Insecta, Diptera, Culicidae. Bases 1 to 1155 code for a protein of 384 amino acids.